Molecule: messenger RNA, 1777 nt
Organism: Ectocarpus siliculosus
Lineage: Eukaryota; Phaeophyceae; Ectocarpales; Ectocarpaceae
Source: the annotation of a GenBank genome assembly
CACUGCUGUCUGCUGUAGUUAGUUAUACAGAGUAGAGCCUGCUUAGGUCGUGAUAUCGCAUCCAGAAGAUUGACCUGGGGACCUGGGGAGCACCUUCGGAUAGUGAUGAGUGGACGACUGGCAAUGAUUGGAUCGAGGCAACUGCUGUCACAGGCAUGCCGACGUCAACUGUCAAGCCUCGUCGUGGCUGAACACGACAACUCGCAUCUGCUCUCAAGCACCCUCAGUGCGGUGACUGCAGCGGCGCAGCUAAACGGAGACAUCACCAUGCUUGUCCUGGGCCAUGACUCCGAGGGCGUGGCGAAGCAGGCAGCGCACGUUGCUGGUGUUUCGAAGGUUCUGCAUGCUGACGAUCCAGCAUAUGGAACAUGGGUCGCGGAAAACGUGUCCAGGGCGGUGGCGACGGUGCAGGCAAAUGGGGCUUAUUCUCACAUCCUGGCUGUUUCCAGCAUGGCCGGAAAAAACUUCGUGGGUCGGUUAGGAGCCGAGCUUGACUGUGCCCCCGUGACGGAUAUCCUCAAAGUAGUCGAUGAGGAGACGUUUGUGCGACCGAUGUACGCCGGGAAUGCUGUUGCGACAGUACGUGCAGCGGGUGCUUUGAAAAUUCUGACGGUCCGACCCACCUCGUUCGAGAAAGCGGAGGCCACUGGAGGCACCGCAUCAGUAGAGAUAGCAGUGCCCCCUGAGAGUGGCGCCGACGCUGGUCUAGCGUCUUUCGUAUCUGAAUCCGUAAGUGGAGGGGACCGACCGGACCUUACAACGGCGAGGGUGGUUGUGGCUGGCGGCCGUGGAUUGAAGGACGGCGAGAACUUCAAAAUCCUGGAGAAGUUAGCAGACAAACUUGGAGGAGCAGUAGGAGCCUCAAGAGCGGCUGUUGAUGCUGGCUUUGUGGCAAACGAACUCCAGGUCGACCUUGCAGUACUUUGAUCCGGAGUACUCAUUCGCCAACAAUGCACAGACCCUCAAAAGUUGUAUUUUAUAUUGGAAGCGCUUGUGUCAACCUGCGAUCAUGAUUUCUCGAACAACUGUUGAUGCACACAUUUAGUGUGUAGACUGCACAAGAGGUAGGGUAGGCUUUGACUGCGACAUUUGCUCGAUCUCAUUUUAACAGGUGGGCCAAACAGGCAAGGUGGUGGCACCCGAACUGUACAUUGGGGUUGGUAUUUCUGGGGCAAUUCAGCACUUGUCGGGCAUGAAAGACAGCAAAUGCAUCGUGGCCAUCAACAAGGACAAGGAGGCCCCCAUAUUCCAGGCGGCUGACUACGGCUUGGUCGCUGAUCUUUUCGACGCCGUGCCCGAGCUAGAAUCGAAAGUUUAACUUCGGGGCGAAGAGAGUGGGAAAGUGCGUGGUUCCGGCGAUGUAAAGGUGGUCUUAACCUUUUGCCCGUUGGGAGCCAUGUCAUCAUUAUCAUACCCAGUCAGAACUGGUGUCCUACUCGCGAACUUUCCAAUGAACUUUGGGGAUGGUAAGCAGUGUAAAUACGGAGAUGUGUGGAUCGUGUGUUCGCGGGGUCGUAAUUGUCGAGGAGGGGUGCUAUUAGGCAUAGUUGCCGAAGGUCUGUUCAACAGCACUCGAGCGUAAGAGAGGUUAAUAAUUGACAGACGGCACGUUUUCGGCAUUGGAGAGGUUCCGAGUGGAUUCCCCGAGACUCUCCAUAGUAGAACUAGGUUCAAACAAGCUCCCUUGGUGCACCUGGACCCCCGUAAUUAUACGCCAGCGCUGGAAUUGAACAGUUUUUGGGUUGUGGUUGGAGGUAGACACGAAACCAAAGCCACU